Scylla paramamosain (green mud crab) is the source of this 2552-nucleotide messenger RNA. RefSeq names its product pre-mRNA-splicing factor CWC22 homolog. The transcript is spliced from 9 exons. NCBI's taxonomy places the organism in Eukaryota, Metazoa, Arthropoda, Malacostraca, Decapoda, Portunidae. Gene Ontology annotation, molecular function: RNA 7-methylguanosine cap binding; mRNA binding. Gene Ontology annotation, cellular component: nucleus. The record is from RefSeq and is a predicted model, not a curated record. The coding region runs from base 117 to 1859 and encodes 580 amino acids.
GGACAAGCACUCCGGGUCGGCUCUGAGUUCCCGCAUCUCCUGAGCCUAUCUCGGCCCCCUGACUAGGCCCUCUCCCGGCUUACAUUUUUCGAUCUCCUAGGCCUAUUUGCACCCCAAUGGCCGCGCGGGGAGGCCUAGGCGGUGCAGGCUUCACUAAUCUCAAGAUCCAGGUGGCAAAUGAUCUGCGGGAGGAGGAAGAGGAAGAGGGAGAAGUGAUGGAAGAAAUGGAAGAGGGUGAAGCUAGUGACGAGGAAGUGGAAGUGAAUGUUGUGAUAGAAGCAGCCUCCACCAAGCCCCCUGUUCAGGAGAGGCUGCGGCGUCCUGGAGUGGUGACUGCCCCCCGCCGGCCCCCCCCUGACCCAGAGGAAGUGGCCAAGCUGUACAGAAGCUUAGGGGUGACAGAACAGGAUUUCCUCUCGGGGCACUACAGGGGCGACGCUCUGCAUGUGUGUGGAGCAGAAGCCCUCGCAACCCAUGACCUCCACCGUUACUUCAGCAGCUUCGCGCCCCUGGAGGUGGAGUGGGUGUCGGAGGGUGCCUGCAAUGUCCUCUGGGCCGACACAGAGGGGCCUAUCCACGCCCUCUUAGGCCUAUCCUGCGCCAUACAGCCUACCAGCCAUAGGGGGGAGGGGGACCAGCCGCGCCACCCUCGCCACAGUUCAAAAGGGAAAAAGACUAUUACUACUACUACUAUUACUACUGGUACAAAAAAUAGAAAGAUGGCCAGGAGAGAACAACAACAACAACAACAACAACAACAACAACAACAACAACAGCACAGAAGGAAAGAGGAAGAAAAGAAGAAGAUUAAGAAGAAGAGAAGUAGAAGUGUAUCCAGCAACAGCAGCAACAGUAGAAGCUCUUCCUCCUCCUCCUCCUCCUCCUCUUCCUCGUCUUCCUCCUCCUCCUCCUCCUCCUCCUCGUCUUCCUCUUCUUCCAGUGAAAGUGACACCAGCUGCUCAUCGGAAGGGAAGAAGAAGAAGAAGAAGAAGAAGGGGAAGAUAGAGAAAAUGGAUUUGGAGGAGGCAUCAGUGAGUGCCGCAGAGGUGCCCAUACCAGUGCCAGCGGGCCGGUGGAGGCUGGGGGUGCCGUGCCCUCAUGCCAAGGCCUUACUUAUGCGGUUCGCUUUGAGGAACGACAAGAAAACGGGGGCCGAAUUAAAGGGAAACUCCUCCAAACUGAGUGUGCGGCCUGGCUUGCAAGGGGGCGGACUGCUGAGCGAGAACGGGCGUCGAAGGCUGAGGGAGGCCCAGGAGAAGAGAGUGGCGGAGAUUGGGGGUGCUUGGGGGGGCGGGGAGGGGCUGGGAGAGACCAAGAACCCCUGGGGAGACUUAGCGUUGAACUGGGGAAGAAGAGAGAGUCAGGAAGGAGAUACUUUCAAUUACCAAGCCCUCCUGACCCAGCAUAGGGAGAGAUCAGUCGGAGUCAAGAGGAAGAGGAUCGACAGUGAGGAGGAAGAGGAGGAGGAGGAGGAAGAGGAGGAACAGGAAGACAGCGAAGAUAGUGAUGGUGUGGUGCCCUGGAAGACAAGAAUAAAGGUGCCGAGGAUGCGGAUGUACGCAGACGCAGAGCAGAAACGGAGAAAAACGAAAACCACAGCGAAAAAUCCUAGCAGCCAGCCGAGGAGGUCUGACGUACGCCAGCGUUUGGGAGGAAGAGGAGGAGGAGGAGGGGGAGGAAGGGCUGGAGGAGGUGUGGGAGGGGUGAGGGAACGGCUAGGGGUAGGUGGGAGGGCCGGGGAUAGGGGACCUGUUGAUUUACGAGCGAAAUUGUCAAGUCAACGAAAAUUGCAGAGGGGGUUGAAGGAAGGUCCCCUGAACAGGAAUCGUCUUUCGCUCUCUUGCCCAGACGAGGACUGAGAGAGAGAGAGAGAGAGAGAGAGAGAGAGAGAGAGAGAGAGAGAGAGAGAGAGAGAGAAUGAGAGACUUUUGAAGAUUUUAUGAGAGAGAGAGAGAGAGAGAGAGAGAGAGAGAGAGAGAGAGAGAAUAACUUGGCUCAUUAUUAUUAUUGUUAUUAUUAUUAUUAUUAUUAUUAUUAUUAUUAUUAUUAUUAUUAUUAUUAUUAUUAUUAUUAUUAUUAUUAUUAUUAUUUUCUUGAUUUUUUUUAACCCUAAGCUACAUUAAUUAAUAUUUUAGAAUUAAUUUAACUUUUAUUGUGUUCAUGAGAGAGAGAGAGAGAGAGAGAGAGAGAGAAAGAGAGAGAGAGAGAGUAAUGUAACAAAUAAUAAUACAAAUAUGAAAAAUGUAAUUCUUAAGAUAGUUCUUUUAAGAUUACAAAAGUUUCAUACAAUAUUUUUUUUUUUCCUUUAAGAAUAAUUACUUUAUUUUAUCUUUUAAUUAUUAUUUUAUUUUGAUUAUUAUAUUUUUAUUGAUAGUUUUCAUCAUGUUUUUUUUUACUUUUGAAUUAUUUAUUUUUUUAUUUUUAUUAUUAUUUUUAUUAUUAUUAUUAUUAUUAUUAUUAUUAUUAUUAUUAUUAUUAUUAACGAGUGUACAAUGUAAAAAAUAUAAUGAUUAAUUGUAAUAGUGUAAAAUACAGUGACAUUAUUCUGGGUA